AUGGACUUGCUCACUUCACCAUCAUUUCAUCAUAUUUCGCCAAUCACUCGUUCUCGAAGCGAUGUUCGAUCGACAGCAAUGCGAAGAUCCAACUCAUUCUCUGGAGUGACUCGCUCAACUUCAAGCGGAAGAUUCACCCGCCCCGAAUAUGGAUAUGGUGGCGGCUACAUGGCUCGUUCGAUCAGCAAAUGUGGAAGCUCGUUGUUUGGUAGAUCUUUGGCUGCAACCGCACUGACCAAGACCCCACCAUUCCAUAAUGUUGGUGUUCAAAGAAGCACUCCGCAUUUCACGGAUAAGUAUCCAUACGUCAGAUACAGCUAUGGAAAUACCGACACCGCAUUGGGUAUCUUGACUCAAUCGGAGUCGGUCUAUUCGCGACAUGCUGGUAUUCGUGACAUCGGAACCAAGAGAUGGCUUGAGGGAAAACUUAAUGCUUACAACACUUCUUUGUUCACCCGCCCGGAUUAUCAGAAAAGAGUUGAGAGACCGAUUGCUUCAACUAGAAGCUAUGUUAGAUACAUGCCGGUUGAUGAUGCCGUUGACAUGUACAAGAAGCGAUGCAUGACUGUUGGAACACUUUCAAAGUAUUGGCUCUCGCCGGCAACCUGGGCGUCUCGUCGUGAAAAAGAAUCCAACUUGUCGUCAUCGCUGAGCCGCGGAAACUACUCGUACUCGAGCCGCUUUGACCGACUUGGCGGACGUUACUAA
Caenorhabditis bovis is the source of this 708-nucleotide messenger RNA. The record is from the annotation of a GenBank genome assembly. NCBI's taxonomy places the organism in Eukaryota, Metazoa, Nematoda, Chromadorea, Rhabditida, Rhabditidae.